This is a messenger RNA of Dictyostelium discoideum AX4, 3492 nucleotides long. RefSeq names its product NAD+ transhydrogenase. Gene Ontology annotation, cellular component: mitochondrial inner membrane; plasma membrane. The record is from RefSeq and is a predicted model, not a curated record. Gene Ontology annotation, biological process: proton transmembrane transport. Gene Ontology annotation, molecular function: proton-translocating NAD(P)+ transhydrogenase activity. The coding region runs from base 1 to 3492 and encodes 1163 amino acids. The transcript has 2 exons. Lineage: Eukaryota; Evosea; Eumycetozoa; Dictyosteliales; Dictyosteliaceae.
AUGAAUAAUUUAUUAUCUUUAAUUACAAAAAAAGUUUCACCAAAUCAAAUCGGAACAAUUUUAAAAACAAAAUCAUCAUCAUCAUCAUCAUUAUUAAAUAAUAUUAGAUAUUCAACAUUGAAUAAUUCCAAUAAAUUAAUCCACCCAAUUUCAACAUCCACAAGAUUUAAUUGUAAUUUCAAUGAAUCAAAUAAGAAUGUUUUAAAUAAAAACAACUUUGAACCUUCAAAUAAAGUUAUUUCAAUUAAAAGAAAUGUAACAAAUAGAUUAUUUUAUAGUACAUUAAAAGAUCAAACUGGAAGUGUAUUACCAACAACACCGAAUCAAGGAAUAACAUCAAUUGAUAUGGCAUUAGAAUUAACAAAAGAUGCAAAAGGUAUUCCAUUUGAACAAUUAACUAUUGGUAUCCCAACUGAAGUUUAUCAAAAUGAAAAGAGAGUAUCAAUGACACCUGAAAAUGUUGGAGUUUUGGUGAAAAAAGGUUACAAAGUGUUAGUUGAAGAAGGAGCUGGUAAAGGUGCAAAAUUCUCUGAUGCUAAAUAUAUUGAAGCCGGUGCAAAAAUUACAACUGCAGCUAAUUUAUUCAAGAAAACCGAUAUAUUACUAAAGGUUAGAGGUCCACAAUUUAAUACAAACUUGGGUAAACAUGAAGUUGAAAUGAUGAAAGAAGGUGCUACAGUAAUUAGCUUUUUAUCACCAGCACAAAAUGCAGAAACUUUAAAGUUACUAUCACAAAAGAAAGCUAAUGCCAUUGCAGUUGAUUGUAUACCAAGAAUUAGUAGAGCACAGGUUUUUGAUGGUUUAUCAUCAAUGGCAAAUAUUGCAGGUUAUAAAGCAGUGAUGGAGGCAUCCAACUAUUUUGGUAGAUUCUUUGGUGGAGCCAUUACAGCCGCUGGUAGAGUUCAGCCUGCUAAAGUAUUGGUUAUUGGUGCUGGUGUUGCUGGUUUAUCUGCUAUUGGUACCGCUAAAAAUAUUGGUGCUAUCGUUAGAGCAUUCGAUACUAGAUCUGUUACCAAAGAACAAGUUGAAUCAUUGGGUGGUGAAUUUUUAGAAGUGAAAAUCAAAGAGAGUGGAGAAGGUUCAGGUGGCUAUGCAAAACACAUGUCAAAGGAAUACAUUGAGGCUGAAAUGGCAUUGUUUGAACGUCAAUGUAAAGAAGUGGAUAUCGUAAUUACAACCGCUUUAAUUCCAGGUGUACCUGCUCCAAAAUUAAUUACCAAACAAAUGGUUGAUCAAAUGAAACCAGGUAGUGUUAUUGUAGAUUUAGCUGCUGAAACUGGUGGUAAUUGUGAAUUAACAAAACCAGGCGAAGCUUAUAAUUAUAAUGGUGUUUCAAUUAUUGGUUUCACUGAUUUACCAUCAAAAAUGGCAACUCAAUCAAGUACACUCUAUAGUAAUAAUAUCACCAAGUUUCUCUUAUCUUUAGGUAAUGAUAAAGAUGGUUUCAAAUUAGAUUUCACUGAUGAAGUUCAUAGAGGUUCAACAGUAACUUAUAAUGGUACUUUAAUUUGGCCAGCCCCAAAGAAACCAGUUCCAGUGACUCCACCAUCACCAUCAACACCUGUUAGUAAUAAAGAAAAGGUUGAGAGUAAUCUUGUUAAAGAAGAAACUUCAUUAUUUAAUAAAACAUUGAAAUCAGCAUUGGGUGCAACAGCAGCAAUGUGUGGUGCAGUUGCAAUGUCAAUGGGAUUACCAGCAGAUUUUAUGGUUAAUUUAACAACAUUCUCAUUGGCUGCAUUAAUUGGUUAUAAAGUAGUUUGGGGUGUUACACCAGCAUUACAUAGUCCAUUAAUGUCAAUUACAAAUGCAAUUAGUGGUAUAGUAGCAGUUGCAGGUUUACAUUUAAUGGGUGGUGGUUAUAUACCUUCGACUGGUGGUCAACUAUUAGCAAGUGCUGCAGUAUUUAUGGCAUCAAUUAAUAUUGCUGGUGGUUUUACAAUCACCAAGAGAAUGUUGGAUAUGUUUAAAUUACCAACUGAUAAACCAACCUAUGAAUAUCUAUACGGUAUACCAUCAUUAGGUUUCUUGGCUGCUUAUUUAUCAACGGUUGGUAGUGGUGGUCCAGCUCUAACUCAAUUGGCAUACUUAGCAUCUUCAAUUAUGUGUAUUCUCUCAAUUAGUGGUUUAUCAAGUGCAAAAUCAUCAAGACUUGGUAAUAUUUUAGGUAUGGGUGGUAUUGCAAUUGGUUUGGGUGCAACUGUUGCUUCUUUAGGUGUAUCAAGUGCUCUACUCGCUCAAAUGGCUGGUGUUGGUUUAGUUGGUGGUGGUAUUGGUUAUUUGUUUUCAAAGAGAGUAAACUUUACUGAACUUCCACAACUCACUGCAGCAUUCCACAGUUUUGUAGGUAUGGCAGCUGUAUUGGCAUCAGGUGCCUCUUUAUUGGCUGAUUAUAGUAAUUUUGCAGCUUUAGAUACAAUUCAUAAGAGUUCAGUUUAUUUGGGUGCUUUAAUUGGUGGUAUUACAUUCACAGGUUCAGUUGUUGCCUAUGCAAAAUUACAAGGUCAUAUUGGUAAAUGGAAGGUACCAUCAAAACCAUAUCAUGUUCCAAAUCGUCAUUUAGUGAACACUGGUUUAGCAUUAGCAAAUGUUGCUACUUUUGCAACUUUCUUAUCAACAACCAAUCCAACAUUAGGUUUAGCAUGUUUAGGUGCUACCACUAUUCUUUCAUUCAUUCAAGGUCAUUUAUUAACCGCUGCAAUUAAUGGUCCAGAUAUGCCAGUUGUUGUAACUGUAUUAAAUAGUUAUUCAGGUUGGGCAUUGGUUGCUGAAGGUUUCAUGUUAGAUUCAUCCCUAUUGAAUAUUGUUGGUGCAAUUGUUGGUUCAAGUGGUGCAAUCUUAUCAUAUAUCAUGUGUAAAGCUAUGAAUAGAAAUCUUAUGAGUGUUAUUUUAGGUGGUGUUGGUACAUCAAGUAUGGGAAAAGGUGAAGCAAUGAAAAUCACAGGUACUCACACUGAAAUCAAUGUUGAUCAAGCAAGUGAAAUGAUUACCAACUCUAAAAAUAUUCUCAUUGUACCAGGUUAUGGUAUGGUUGUUAGUAAAAGUCAAUAUCCAGUUGCAGAGAUGGUUAAAACUUUAAUUGAAAAAGGUCACAAUGUUAAAUUUGGUAUUCAUCCAGUAGCAGGUAGAUUACCAGGUCACUUGAAUAUUUGCUUAAGUGAAGCAAAGGUUCCAUAUGACAUUGUUUUCGAAAUGGAAGAAAUUAAUCCAGAAAUGAAAGAUAUAGAUUUAGCAAUCGUAAUUGGUGCAAAUGAUACCGUCAAUAGUGCAUCAGUUGAAGAUCCAAAUUCAAUUAUCGCUGGUAUGCCAGUUAUUGAAGUUUGGAAAGCAAAACAUUGUAUCGUUAUGAAACGUUCAUUAACAAAUGCUGGUUAUGCCGAUAUUCAAAAUCCAGUAUUUUAUAAACCAAAUACUUCAAUGUUAUUAGGUGAUGCUACAAACACUUGUAAAGAAUUGGCAAAUAAAAUUGAUAAACAUUAUAAUUCAUCUCAUUAA